AAAGUCUGAACCUCGUGUUAUAUAUUCGAUGGUUUUGGUGUCAACUUGUCAUUGUGAUGACAUGCACACACUCUCACAAAUUCAAUUGCCACCUGCUUAGACCACCUCUUUUUUCUUCACAACUUGGCAUUGUUUCCCUAUCUUAUUAAUUACCAUUCACAUUUUCACCCUUCUUUUAAAAAUCCCAAAACACUUUUUUGCAUAUACACAAAACACAAGUCCCCCCCAAUCCAAUGAACCCCACCAAAACAAUAUGUAUCUUACACCUAAGCUAUCCAGCUAGCUACCUCAUCAUCACUCCUACUCAUAUAUAAGCUCAAAAUUCCAUAACCCUUUUCGAUUACAAGAAAACAAACUAAUUUUUUGCUGAGAACAAGCCAAUUAUGGUGCUUAAAAUGACACUUGUUGUUGUCUUGUUUAGCUCCAUUUUGGCUGCUGUGGCUUAUGGUGGCAACUUCAACCAAGACUUCGAUAUCACUUGGGGAGAUGGUCGAGCCAUGAUUCUCAACAAUGGAAAUCUUCUCACACUUUCUCUUGAUGAAGCUUCUGGCUCUGGCUUUCAAUCAAAAAAUGAGUAUUUGUUUGGUAAAAUCGAUAUGCAGAUCAAACUUGUGCCUGGAAAUUCUGCUGGAACUGUCACUGCCUAUUAUUUUUCUUCAAAAGGGUCAAGAUGGGAUGAGAUUGAUUUUGAGUUCUUGGGAAAUUUGAGUGGUGAUCCUUACAUUGUUCAUACCAAUGUGUACACCCAAGGAAAAGGAGAUAGAGAAGAGCAAUUCUAUCUUUGGUUUGAUCCAACGGCUGAUUUUCACACCUACUCAAUUCUUUGGAACCCCCAACGUGUUGUAUUUUAUGUGGAUAAAAUUCCAAUAAGAGAGUUCAAGAACAUGGAAUCGAAUGGAAUUCAUUUCCCAAAGGAUCAAUCAAUGAAAAUCCACUCUAGCCUUUGGAACGCUGAUGAUUGGGCCACCAGAGGAGGUUUAGUGAAGACAGAUUGGACAAAAGCUCCAUUUACGGCCUCUUACAGGAAUUUCAAUGCUAGUGAGGCUUGUAUAUGGGCUUCAGGGAAUUCUUCUUGUGGCCCAUUGGGCUCUUCUUCUCCAAAAUCUAGGCCCAAAAAUUGGCUCAAUGAGAAUCUCGACAGUACCGAUCAAAAGAGGCUCAAAUGGGUUCAAAAGAAUUACAGAAUCUAUAACUAUUGCAGUGAUAAGAAGAGAUUUCCCCAGGGUCUCCCACAAGAAUGUGCCAAUACCACAUAAUUGAGUAUAGUAUAGACCAUAGACACCGUAUUUAUAAUAUAUAUUAUAUAUAUACAUACAUGUACGUAUGUAUAUGAACCAUAAAUAUACUUACUAUUGUAAGUUUGUGCUUAGUGUUUUUUUAAUUUAGAAGUUAUUUUGGAGAAGCUG
Molecule: messenger RNA, 1406 nt
Organism: Humulus lupulus (European hop)
Lineage: Eukaryota; Viridiplantae; Streptophyta; Magnoliopsida; Rosales; Cannabaceae
Product: probable xyloglucan endotransglucosylase/hydrolase protein 23
Exons: 3
Coding region: 384-1256 (290 amino acids)
Biological process (GO): cell wall biogenesis; xyloglucan metabolic process
Cellular component (GO): apoplast; cell wall
Molecular function (GO): xyloglucan:xyloglucosyl transferase activity; hydrolase activity, hydrolyzing O-glycosyl compounds
Source: RefSeq, a predicted model, not a curated record